This is a messenger RNA of Episyrphus balteatus (marmalade hoverfly), 2789 nucleotides long. RefSeq lists its product as uncharacterized. The transcript has 6 exons. The coding region runs from base 105 to 2789 and encodes 894 amino acids. Gene Ontology annotation, cellular component: extracellular region. The record is from RefSeq and is a predicted model, not a curated record. NCBI's taxonomy places the organism in Eukaryota, Metazoa, Arthropoda, Insecta, Diptera, Syrphidae.
UGCAAGAUGGGUUAUCAGCUUUUAGUGAUCAUGAAGCUUGGAAUCUUCCAUCUGGAUCAACAAUAAAUACCAAUUAUAUCACACGAAGAGGUGAAAAUGCCAAAAUGACCUUUAAAGCUAUUGAUCAAGGUCAUUUCCGAAGUACUUAUGAAGGCAAAGAUUUUACUAUUUUAAACGGAAGACUUCUAGCUGAUGAAAGUUUCGAUGAAAAAGAUAGGCAAUUGAUUUUACAGACUUAUAAUAAUACUCUUCUUGGAAUGCAACAAGGUUUAAUGGGAAUGCAACAACGAAUGCAAAUGAAUGCAAUGAGUGGCUCGAAUUUUGCUUUCGCAGGAACAGCUUAUGCCAGUACAACAAUCGGUGGAUCAUCAGCUUUUGAUCAAGGUGGAACGAUUAUUAGUAACUUAGAAGUUGGAGGAGGUUCUACAGGAGCUUUUUCGAGCUCAUCAGGAGGUGAUGGAGGAUUAGCUUUUGCCCAUGCCUCUUAUAACCUAGCAACUGGUCGAGAGUCUCUGAAGAGAAUACGUUCCUUAAACCAUGGCAAGCGGAUAAGUCUUCUCGAAGGAGGACCGUUGGCCAAACCACGACAACCAGUAAUGGUUAUAGAAGACAUAAGCGAUGAAAAAUCGCCCAAAAAGCCUCGAAACUUUGACGAAGUUGAUGGGAGCAUAUUAGCUGAACCAAUUCUUCAGAAGACAACAUUUACACCUAAAGCUAUUAUCUACGAUGACCCUAAGACUUAUGAAGCUCAAGAUAAAAACGAACUUCCGCUUGCUAAGAGGUUGGACGAAUACAUUAUUUCAUUGGAUGAAAAUUUCAAUUUAGAAAACAGAUAUCAUUUCCAUCAAGCAAAACCGAAAAGAGUCAUUCGCAGAAAACUCAGUCCAAAGGAUAAAUUUCGACUUGAAAGUCCUGAAAAAUACUGCUUAUUUGAAGAAGAAUGCUUAAAGUUACAUAAUCAAUAUCGUAAAAUGCAUGGAGUGCCACCUUUGGUUCAUAAUGAAUUUCUAUCUCAAGUUGCUAAAGAAUGGGCAGAGCAUCUAGCUCUAAAGGAUGCCUUCUAUCAUCGUCCAAAUAAUGAAUAUGGAGAGAAUCUUUAUUAUGUUGAAGGAAUUCCGUGUCGAGCUAAAAUGGCUGUAAAAGCAUGGUAUGAUGAAAUUGAUUUGUAUGACUAUGACAAUCCAAAGUUUUCAAAAGAGGUGGGACAUUUUACACAAUUGGUGUGGAAGGAUACGAGAGAAGUUGGUACUGGAGUAGCACAGAUAGGAAACAAAAUUUGGGUGUGUUGUAACUAUCAUCCACCAGGAAACUAUUCGAAUCAAAUAAAUGAUGAAUUUGUACCGCGUCCUAUUAUUAAACGUGUUAAGAAUAAAAAACUCUCCGGAAUGCGCCUCAGAAUUUGUUGUGGCUGUGUUAUCGAUAGCAAGGGACGUAUUGGAUUUAUUCAAAAACAAAAAGGACGAGCUAUUGAACUUCAAACUGGACCACCGUUAAGGGAUCAACCAAGGCAACAAAGUGUUGAAACAAUUGCUUUGGAGAGUUUAGCAAGAGAUACGAAGUCAGAACUUGCACGGGAAAAGGAAACGAAAAAGCGGAAAAAAUCUGCAUUCACCACAUAUCUUCGCGAAUUCACCACACUUUCAAAUUCUCGCACUUCCAAUGAAGGGAAUAUUAAUCCUGGUUUCAGUAUCUCUUCGGAAUGUAUCCCGAAGAAAAUUUCUCCUAAUCAAAGAACAUCAGUUUUUAACUCACCGAAAUUGAAAACAUCGAUAUUCCCCACACUAGUUUUUGGAGACUCCAUCCCAAUUAUUAAUUCAACAUCAAAUUUUAUUUAUAUAUCAAAAAAUGGGAAGAAAAAUGAAAUGAAAUUCGAACAAAUUGCACCUGAACAUUAUCGUGGUGUAUUUAAAAAUAACAAAUUCACCAUAGUGAAUGGUGAACUUCUCUCACAAGAUGGCACUUUUGAUGAUUUUGAAAAAGAAUUGAUAUUGAAAAAUUAUUUACAAGCUAUAUUAGCUAUGCAACAAGGUGUAACAGGAUUUGAGGAGAAGAUACUGAAUUCAUUACAACAGAAACUCCCCACAAUAAAUCAUAAAAGACUCUCCGAACUCACCAUACCGAAUGAAUCUAAAAUUAAAGUCAAUUUCACCGCCGAUAAUGGUGAAAAAUCACAUAUGACAUUUAAACAAAUCAAACCAGGACUAUUUCGAGGAACUUUUAACAAAAAAGAGUUCUCCAUUGCAAAUGGACAAGUUUUGCCGCUGAGAAGGUCUGAUUGGGGUCUUAAUAAGGAACUUAUUCUAAGUUCCUUUCUAAGAGCAGUGAUGGGAAUGCAACAAACCGAAUUGGGUGUGCAUCGUGGGGAAUGGGCAAUGGAAACAAAACUUUCUGGCAAUCAAUUAAAUCCUAUGGAACUACUUAAAGCUGCAUGUCCUGAAAGACGUUUUCUAUUAGAAUCUGAAAGCUUAAAGAUUCAUAAUGAAUAUCGAAGGAUUCAUGGAGUUCCGCCAUUGGCGCACAGUGAAUUGCUAUGUGAAAUGGCUCGGGAAUGGGCUGAGCACUUAGCUUUGAAAGAUACAACACAUAAAAGAUCCCACGAUGUGUAUGGUGAGAAUCUUUAUCACUCCCAUGGAGUGCCAUUAGAUGCAAGAGAAAUCAUCUCAACGUGGUAUAAUGAGAUUAAAUCCUAUGACUUCAAGAAUCCGAAGUUCACUAAUGAGACGGAACAUUUUACACAGUUGGUGUGGAAGGAUACCAAGGAAAUGGGAACAGGAAUAGCACAAAUGUAA